This is a messenger RNA of Lytechinus variegatus (green sea urchin), 1731 nucleotides long. RefSeq names its product dynein regulatory complex protein 10-like (gene iqcd). Gene Ontology annotation, molecular function: protein binding. The coding region runs from base 166 to 1662 and encodes 498 amino acids. NCBI's taxonomy places the organism in Eukaryota, Metazoa, Echinodermata, Echinoidea, Temnopleuroida, Toxopneustidae. The transcript is spliced from 4 exons. The record is from RefSeq and is a predicted model, not a curated record.
GUACGAGUGCAGCAGGUUGCAGGAUCUAGGAAGAAAUAACAAGCGUUUGUGGAAACAAAUGUGGAAUUCUGCAUAAACUUUUGAGAGUUCGAAUUAAUUACCUUACCUAAAAUUCAAUCUGUGUAGUUUUUAUCCGAGAGGUGGAAAUACGUAACGAGCUGCAAGAUGUCUUUCGCCGACAUGGCCGUGAUGGAGACGUUUCGUCUUCUCGACAAGGUUCGAGCUGAGGGUCCAAAAGAACGUCCUGAAAGACCUAACAUAGAUUUUCCACAGGUCAAACCACACAAACCGAAUAAGCCAAAAGAAUCGAAGAACCAAAGAACCGAUCCUCUACGUAUCCUAGACCCUGGAAGGAAGAAACUUACAACAGUUGAAUCACAAAGAAUUUUGGCAGUAUUGGAUGAGAGCAUAAAAAAUGCUGAGGUUGUAAGCUUGCUACCUUACGCUUGUGAAAAUGUCAAUCGUUUCAGCGUCGUUCUUGGUAUUGAGACAGUUGUAACUAUACAGGAGCAUGAAAAGAUCCAGAGUGCAUUUAAAGAUGCUGCCCAAAAACUUAGCGAUUACAAAAAUAUGGACAAAGUCGAGUCUCGAAAAUCUACCCCAGCAGCAGAGUCUGAGAUAUUACAACCCACCACCAAUGAUGAUGAAGAUAAUUAUGAUGAAGUUCAGAUGAUCGAGAGCAGGAGACAAACUCCAUCUGAUAGAUUAGACAAAGUUGAUUCAAUUUCACUUAUUGAUGAGGAAGAAGUGCAGCUUUCAAAAAUGGUGAAUGUUCAAGCGCAGCAGUUGAAGUUUUCAUGCAGAAAUAUCCUGCGGUUGCUGAGCUUGAACCCAGCAGCAGUCAAUGCCCUGAGGUCAGAGAUCAAGGAGCGAGACCCAGAGUCUACUUCUAUGAUUGGAUACAUGAAGGAUCUGAGAUCAUUUAUUUUGGAAAGACUGCUUACCACGCCCUUGGAAGAGAAAGAGAAAACAGAUUAUCUCAGGGAGAUCACCAUCAGGGAGCAUAAGAAUUCUGAAGUCAUCAAGAAACUUUCUGCUGAGCUCCAGGAGGCAAUUGAAGAUAAAGACAUGAAGAUCUCAAAACAAAAUGAUGAAAUUCGUCGAUUAAAGGGCGACCUCCACCAGUUAGAGAAAUUCUCUGAGGAGCACAUCAGGAGAACCAAGUCAGAAGCUGACAAACAGCAACAGGCAGACUUCAAGAACUCUGAAGUCAAACAGACCAAGUUACACUCUGAUCUUCAGGGUCUACGUACCCAGCUGACCAAUCAGACAUCAGAGCACAGAGAGAGCGAGUUAGCUUUGAGAAAAAGAAAAUAUAUGAUUGAAACUGAAGUAGAAAACUGGAUCCAGAAAUAUGAUCAAGAUAUGGGUGAGAGACAGGCCGAGUUUGAAGACCUUGACGCGAUCUACACUGAGGAGAAAGCCCAACUCAACGAACUCGAAGAGAGAUUCAAGACCCUUGAGGAAGAAUACAAAAGAAUUGUUGAGGAGAGGCGCAUCGCGCAAGAAAAGAAGGAGCGAGAAGAGAGAGAAUUAGCGAUGAUGAUCAAGGCUUCAACAAUCAUCCAAGCAUUCUGGAGGUCUUAUAAAUGUAGGAAAGCUCUGAAGAACAAGGGAAAGAAGGGCAAAAAAGGAAAGAAAGGAAAGAAGGGAAAACGAUAAAUUAAUACAGAUUUCACAUUAUUUGUUACUCUUUUACUCUUGGUGCAUCAUUGUGGCUCUUCAAAUAAA